AUGCUGGCCUUUACCUUCCGCAACACGGACGGCUCCAGCGACAUGCUCUGCGGCUCGCCGGAGCCCUCGUGCUUCAUUGAAAAAAUCCAGCUCUUCGCCAACGGCCAGCGGGUCGAAGAAAUUUCGUAUUAUGGGCGGAGCUGCUUCAUGUACAGUCUUCUCAAGCGCGAGGAAGGGCCGCCAGUGGGAGGGCCUCCCCGUGGACGCCAGCGGCUGGGCCCUGCCCGCCCAGCCCGGGCAGAAGCGGGACAUGCUCAUGGCGCCACAUUUGAUCGAUAUGUUCGCCGCGGGCAAGAUGCUCCCGCCGCAGCUCAAUCUGGUCGAACUGUUUCGUGUUAUUUCGUCACAGGCAAGAACGUUGCGAGGUGCUUCUUCACGACUGUUCCAGGCAAGUUGGUGCUGAGCGAUGAAGAGCUUAAGGCCUUCAACGCUGUUCGCAAGGAGUUGAAGAAGAAGGCUAACAAGGACAAGAAGACAGCUGACAACGCUACGCUUACGACCUUGCGGUCGAUUCUCAUCGUCAAUUUCAAGAAGGACUUUCCAUCGGAGAAGCAGUUGAAGAAGAUGAGCUUCAAUUACACGGACAAGAUUAUGAAAAUUAUGAGAGGCGACAUCAUCCAAGUCUCGGUUCUCGGACAGGGCGGUGGUGCGAGGGGUUUCAACAUCAAGAAGCUCAUCGGGAAAACCACAGGCACGAGGGAGAUGAAGGAAGAUGACCAGGAGUUCUUCAACUCUGUUUUCAAGGAUGUCAAGCAAGUCUUGGGUAGUGAGCAAGUGAAUUUCAAGUUGCUUGCCUACUUCACCCACGACCGCUCCCACCUUGACAACAAGUUGUACCGGGCAGGUGAGUUCACGGAUGUGUUGACGCGGUUUGACAAGCUGGCUACGAUGCUUGAUGACACAAAUCCGCACAUGAAGCAGUUGGUGUUCGCCUCCAUCGUGAAGUCCAGCGGACAGGUCAAAACCGCAGACAUUCAGAAGGAUGUUGAGGUUCACAUCGACGUGCUUCCCUGGUGA
This is a messenger RNA of Symbiodinium necroappetens, 1017 nucleotides long. The record is from the annotation of a GenBank genome assembly. NCBI's taxonomy places the organism in Eukaryota, Dinophyceae, Suessiales, Symbiodiniaceae.